This is a messenger RNA of Colletotrichum truncatum, 261 nucleotides long. RefSeq lists its product as uncharacterized. The record is from RefSeq and is a predicted model, not a curated record. NCBI's taxonomy places the organism in Eukaryota, Fungi, Ascomycota, Sordariomycetes, Glomerellales, Glomerellaceae.
AUGAUGAAGCCCCUUCAUGGGAAGGAUUCACAUCUCGUCUCAACCACAUCUCAAUACAACAGUCAUCAUCUCUCAUUCUCAACCUUUAGACAUCCAUCACCCGUUACUUUGUUUCCAGGUUAUUCAGCAAAUCUAAACCACCAACCAUGCAUUUCCCAAGCAUUCUCGCUAUCCUCGCCACCCUCAGCCUUGGUGUCGACGCUGCGUACCAUUGCAGAUGUAGAAUUACAAGCAAAACAAGCGAAUGCUGCACGAGUUUGA